Molecule: messenger RNA, 1641 nt
Organism: Exophiala aquamarina CBS 119918
Lineage: Eukaryota; Fungi; Ascomycota; Eurotiomycetes; Chaetothyriales; Herpotrichiellaceae
Exons: 1
Coding region: 1-1641 (546 amino acids)
Biological process (GO): transmembrane transport; carbohydrate transport
Cellular component (GO): membrane
Molecular function (GO): carbohydrate:proton symporter activity
Source: RefSeq, a predicted model, not a curated record
AUGCAUCACCCUGAUAAACCGGAAGAGGCUCACGUCGACCAUGCAGGGGUCGACGAUCAAAUCAUGGCCCAAGACGACAUUUCUCCAAGCUUAAAGAUAACUCAAGACUCCUACUGGGACAACAAAAGGGGCGUCGCUCUGUGUCUCCUCUUUAACAUGGCAGCAUUCGAGUAUGGACUGGAUCAAGGAAUGGUUAACGGAUUUCAAGCGAUGCCAGGGUUUCUCCUUGAUUUUGGCUACAAAGACUCCACACUUCCCGGAGGUAUGGGGAUCUCCACUACCGUGCAGCAGCUCAUGGGCAGCCUCGUCUCGCUUGGCAUGUUCUUCUCGACCCUCAUUUCGGGCUGGGUCUGUGACAAGAUAGGCCGCAAAGGAGGCUUGCUAGUCGGGUUAUUUCUCAUCGUGGUCAGCACCACGGUACAAAUGGCAGCAAUCAGUUUCGGUGGCCUCUAUAGUGGCCGUAUAUUACUAGGUCUAGCUAAUGGCUUCCUUCUAGUUUGUUCGCAACUCUACAUGCAGGAGACCAUGCCAUCGAACCUACGAUCCCUUAGCUAUACUUUCUUCCAGUUCUGGAUCUCCUUCGGCACCUUGAUUGGAGUCAUCGUCAAUAAUGCAACCGCAAAAAUCUUAACCCGGGCUUCUUACCGAAUUCCGCUAGGAAUCUUGUAUAUUAUCCCACUUCUUCUUGGAGUUGUACUCUUUUUCCUUCCAGAGACCCCACGUUACCUGGCUUCUCAAAACAAGCAUAUCGAAGCACACAAUUCCUUGAGGUUCUUGAGGGACUCAUGCUAUACUGAUCUUCAGAUCAAAGAAGAGAUCACCGAAAUAACACAUUCUCUCGAGGUCGACCGAGAGAUUGUCCAAACUGUUGGCUACCGCGAGCUGGUCCGAGGGCCUAAUUUGAAACGCACCUGCACCUGCGUUGGGUUGGGACUGUUUGCUGCAGCCUCCGGAGUUCCAUUCAUCACGCAGUACGGCGUUUAUUUCUUCAUGCUGUCUGGAGACACCGAACCGUUCCGCGACGUCAUCAUAUUGGUCUGCUGUGGAAUUGCCGGCGUCAUGUUCACACCACUUUUCACUGGCAAGAUCGGCAAGCGUCCGAUCUUGAUGUUUGGUGGGAUCGUGCAGGCCCUUUGCAUGCUCGGGCUUGCAUUGCCUUACAGUAUCCGUGGCAUCGAUACGACGAGUGGGAGAGUUAUUAUCGCCAUGUGUUGCAUCUACCUGUUUUUCGCGUCCGCAACCACAGGCCCUUUUGCGUGGCAGGUUGCGGGUGAGAUCCCCAACCAGCGGCUGCGUGGGCACACCUUCGGUGUCGCCGCUGCUAUCACAUAUCUUUCAGGGUGGUCUAUCACAUUUACCAUUCCAUACUUCAUUAAUCCAACGGCACUAAAUUGGGGUGCUCAGUAUGGUUAUAUCUGGGUUGCCAGUAAUGCUCUGAUUACUGUAUUCACCUGGCUCCUUGUCCCAGAAACCAACAGGCGCACGCUCGAGGAGAUUGAUGAGAUGUAUCUGACUCGAGUUUCCAUCCGUAGUUUCGUUACAUAUGACUGUUUGGGGUCAAAGGAUGCACGCUUGCAAGCUGUACGGGCUUCGAAGACAGAAAGACUUGAGGUACAGGAGGCCUCUGGAGCUGGGAAUUAA